GCGGCUAACGUCGUAUGCCCGCAACACUAGACGGUAGUCUAGAAAGCAUGUUAUAAGUUAAACUUGUUGAUUUUUUUGUAACAAAUUCAACUAAAAUACGAUUUUAUCUCCCAUUUUAUAUAAAGCAUUAUUAUUUCAGCACCUCUAUUACUAUAAAAAAAAAAAAAAAUGAAACGAAUUUAUCGUCGUAUGCUUUACUUUGUUGUUGUUGUUGUAUUAAUACUAGUUGUAUGGCAUCAAGGAUCUUUUAAAAAUGAUAAGUACAAGAAGUAUUAUCCGAAUAUCAAUUUUUCCUCUAUCAUAACUCCUCACGAACUAUUUGAAACUUCAAUUGUUGAAAGUAAAAGAGAAUCAAAAGUUAUACUUCUUUUUACAACACAUUUUUACAGUAAAGUUUGGAAAGGUCUUGAUGUGCUGAACGGAUACACACAACGUCAAAAGUGCAAAGUUAAAGAAUGUGUUAUUACCUAUGAUAAAAAUGCUAUUAAAAAGGCUGAUUUAGUUGUUUUUCAUGGAGUUGAUUUUACAUAUAAAAACUUUACAUCGAAACAUUUUCAAGCAAUUUCAAAGUUGAGGCCAGUUAACCAAAGAUGGGUAUUUUGGAUGCAUGAGACACCAUUAUACUAUCCUCUUCUAGACGAUUAUGAUAACUUGUUUAAUUGGACAAUGACAUUCAGUCAACACUCAGAUAUAUAUCACCCUUAUUUUUCAUAUGCAAGAUUAACAAAUGCUGAUCGUGAAAACAUGCCUGAAAAUGAUUUUAACUAUGCAAGUUAUAAACAAAAAAAAGUCGUUUGGAUGGUUAGUCAUUGUGGAAUGACACGUGCUAAUUAUGUUGCAGAACUGCAAAAAUACACUGAUAUUACUGUGUAUGGUUUAUGUGGUGCAGAUUUUGAUAAAAUGGGUGGAAUAUGUUCUUAUAAUGAAAAAGAAUGCGAGCUAGAAUUACGCCAAUAUAAAUUUUAUUUGUCAUUUGAAAAUAGUUUUUGUGAAGAUUAUGUGACAGAAAAAUAUUUUAAAUAUGGUUUGCAAUAUGGUUUAUUGCCAAUUGUAAUGGGUGCAAAGUACGAUGACAUGAAUUCUAUUUCGGGCUCAUAUAUUGAUGUAUCAAAAUUUUCUUCAAUAAAAGAGCUUGGUGAUUAUAUUAAUUACUUAGAUUCUGAUGACUCAGCAUAUAAUAAAUAUUUUGAAUGGAAAAAACAUUUUAAAGUUACUGAUGGAAUAGAUAAGAUAUGCAUGCUUUGUCAUGCUCUUCAUAGAAAAGAUCAGCAUGAAAAAACAUACAAACAGUUUCACUCAUUUUGGAGUGUUCAAAAUUUAUGUAAUCCCUUCGAAAAGGUGAGAAAUAGUCUGGAACAACAAAUUGCUUUAUCUAAACUUGAGAAUAAAAAAAUAACAAAAUCGAAAAAUAUUGACAAAAAUUAAUUUAUAAAAUUCUAAGCUGAAUACACAUAUCUGUAUAUUUAUGUUUCUCUAUAACAUUUUUAUGUCAUUUUUUUUUUAGCGUUUUUUUAUUUAAAAAAUAUUUGUUAUAUAGCACUA
Messenger RNA from Hydra vulgaris (swiftwater hydra), 1542 nucleotides. Its product is annotated as glycoprotein 3-alpha-L-fucosyltransferase A. NCBI's taxonomy places the organism in Eukaryota, Metazoa, Cnidaria, Hydrozoa, Anthoathecata, Hydridae. The record is from RefSeq and is a predicted model, not a curated record. Gene Ontology annotation, cellular component: membrane. Gene Ontology annotation, molecular function: alpha-(1->3)-fucosyltransferase activity.